GAGUAUUAUCAAAGUAAUUAAUACUUUUAAGUUAAACUUCAUUUCUAGAAGAAUUGAUUCAAGCAAAUAUAUAUAUAUUUCAUUAUUACUUUCUUUUCGCUAUUUUCUGAUGAGUAUCCCAAAUAAUCCUCCCGUUGUUGUUGCUACUACUCUGUUCAUUGUGGCAUUUUUAUCUCUUUGCCUUCAUUUUACAGAGGCACAAAUUGGAGUAUGUAAUGGAAUGAUCGGAGACAACUUACCUACCAAGAAAGACGUGGUGAACCUGUAUAAAUCUAAUGGCAUAGGGGCUAUGAGGCUCUAUAGUCCCGAUUUAGCAUCUCUCCAAGUCCUACAAGGCUCGGGCAUUAAACUCAUGCUAGACGUCCCUAACGAAGACGUUCAGUCCCUUGCAUCUGAUCAAUCAGCGGCAAUGCAAUGGAUCAACACUAACGUUGUGCCCUUUGCAUCGACGGUCAAAUACGUUGUUGUAGGGAAUGAGAUUCAUCCCUCCGAUAUGACAGCCUCAUCAGUCUUACCCGCUAUGCAAAAUGUUCUCAUUGCAUUAAAAUCCAAACAAUUAGAAAACAAAAUUAUGGUUUCUACAUCAAUUGAUACUAGCCUAAUCAUAAACUCAUAUCCGCCAUCAAAUGGUCAAUUUAAUAACACGGCAUACAUUACCCCAAUAAUCAAAUUUUUAACAAGUAAUGGAUCACCUUUGUUGGUUAACAUCUACACUUACUUUGCCUACAUUAGUAAUGAGCAAAGUAUUAGUCUUAACUAUGCAUUAUUCACAUCCAGUGGGACUGUUGUGACCGAUCCAAAUAAUGGGAAAAAAUACCAAAACAUGUUUGAUGCAAUGGUGGACUCAGUGUAUGCGGCUCUAGCAAAGGUGGGUGCACCUAACACGGCGAUUGUGGUGUCUGAAACCGGAUGGCCAUCAGCCGGGGGAGAUGCUGCCACGGUGAGCAACGCAGGAACAUAUUAUAGGAAUUUGAUCAAUCAUGUGAAGCAAGGGACUCCCUUAAAACCAGGGCAGACAAUUGAGACUUAUUUGUUUGCAAUGUUUGAUGAGGAUAAGAAGCCUGGGCCAAAUACUGAGCGCAAUUUUGGCCUGUUUACCCCUACUAAGGUUCCUAAAUAUGGCCAACUUAAUUUCAGUUGAUAAUUUAAGUUUUUGUUUCCUCAUCAUUUCAACUUCAUGUUUUUCAAUUAUUUGUACUACAAUAGAUUUUUCAGUUACUUGGAAUAAAACGGUUAAGUUUUCUAUUUAUGUAA
This is a messenger RNA of Chenopodium quinoa (quinoa), 1254 nucleotides long. Its product is annotated as glucan endo-1,3-beta-glucosidase-like. The coding region runs from base 110 to 1141 and encodes 343 amino acids. Gene Ontology annotation, cellular component: plasma membrane. Gene Ontology annotation, molecular function: hydrolase activity, hydrolyzing O-glycosyl compounds. Lineage: Eukaryota; Viridiplantae; Streptophyta; Magnoliopsida; Caryophyllales; Amaranthaceae. Gene Ontology annotation, biological process: carbohydrate metabolic process. The transcript is spliced from 2 exons. The record is from RefSeq and is a predicted model, not a curated record.